GGGGAGGGCAGCGGGGGAGCAGCACCUGCGGCACCGGGCUGGGCAGGGCGGGCUGUGCCCGGGCCGGGGCCGCGCCGGCCCCGCGGUCCCGGGGAGCGGCCCCACGGGCCUCGCCCGGCCCCGCCCGGUGCGGGCGCCUCCUGCCCUCCUGCCCCGUGCGGGGCCGGGCCGGCUGCUCCGCCAUGGGCAGCGGUCCCCGCUGGCUGCCGGCGCUGCCGCUGCUGCUGCCGCUGCUGCUGCCGCCGGCGCUGCCCCGCCGCGCCCCGGGCUGCGCCGCCCGCGGGCUGUGCUGCCCCGGCCGCGACCCCGCCUGCCUGAGCGCCGGCCGCCGGCCCGACGGCUCCGCCGGGCCCUGCUACUGCGACCAGGAGUGCGCCCGCACCCUCGACUGCUGCCACGACUACGCCCAGGCCUGCCCAGUUGUCCCCUGUGUCGUGUCUCAGUGGAGCGCCUGGAGCGGCUGUGCAGAGCCCUGCAGGACAACCCAUCGUGUGCGGGUGCGGCGCAUCCUGCAGGAGCCGCGGAACGGCGGGCACGCGUGCCCUGCCCUGGAGCAGAGGGCCGGCUGCGUCGAGUACUGGAGCCGGCAGGGAACCGAGUGCCAGCAGGCCCUCGUCCCAGCACUAAUAACCACGGGAGGGUUUGGAAAAGCAAGGAAGAAAAGAGCUUCAGCUGAUGGCAGUGAAAGGGCAGGGUACUGUGUGGAGUUCCAGCUGGUGGCCCUGGCGCCGGGCUGCCGGCACCGCCAGCCCUGGCACACGCGCUGGACGCGCCGGCUGGGCGAGGGCGGCCCGGUGUGCGUGGAGUGCCGGGCGCCGGCGCUGCGCCGCGGGCAGCGCUGCCGCGGGGACGGCGCCACCAGCCAGCUGAAUCAGCUGUUGCACUGGCAGGCGGUGGGGAACCCUCGGUGCAAGGGAACCUGGAGGAGAAUUCGCCAGCUGGACUCCUGUUCCUGCCCUUCUGUUCACAGCCUCUUGUUCAUCUGACCCCUCCGGGCAGCCCCAGCCAAAGCAGGGACCUCUCUGUGCCAGAGGCUUUCACUGCCUGUGCAGGGCACCUGGAAUCCUCUCCGUGUGUGCUCCUCCAUUUCCAAGGAAACCAGGCUGCCUGGGAAGGGCCCAUCUCUUUUUUCCCUGAGAGAGUCUUGUCUCACCUUGACGACUUCUUGCAAUUCCUCCUUUCUUGAAAGGAAUGAGAAUUUACCAAAUAACAAAUCAAACAAAAAAGGCCGUAAGAAGCCAGGUUUAACUGUUCUUUUUUAAAAGUCUCAAUGAAGAAGCGACAAUUCAAAAUAAAUUAAUCCAAGUGCCUUCUUUUUGUAGCAACAGGGCUCUGUGGGUCAAAUCUGUGAGAAUAGGGACAAACUGGCCCUUGGACUUCAGCUUCAAGGAACUUCUCUGGGCUGGCCCAAAAUGCAGUGCAGUCCUGGGGUCUAAAUAAGAAGUCAGCUCAGCUGUGCCAGGGCUGACUACAGUCUUGUGGUUUUGACUGGGAAAUACUUGCAAUAUUUUCCUUAUUCUGCUUACUAAUAUUCAUACUUUUCUAUAAAUGAAAAUAAAGGAGACUGGAGAUAUUC
This is a messenger RNA of Prinia subflava (tawny-flanked prinia), 1576 nucleotides long. RefSeq names its product somatomedin-B and thrombospondin type-1 domain-containing protein-like. The record is from RefSeq and is a predicted model, not a curated record. Lineage: Eukaryota; Metazoa; Chordata; Aves; Passeriformes; Cisticolidae. Bases 183 to 986 code for a protein of 267 amino acids. The transcript is spliced from 5 exons.